Molecule: messenger RNA, 417 nt
Organism: Cannabis sativa
Lineage: Eukaryota; Viridiplantae; Streptophyta; Magnoliopsida; Rosales; Cannabaceae
Product: L-ascorbate peroxidase 2, cytosolic-like
Exons: 4
Coding region: 1-417 (138 amino acids)
Biological process (GO): hydrogen peroxide catabolic process; cellular response to oxidative stress; response to reactive oxygen species
Molecular function (GO): heme binding; peroxidase activity
Source: RefSeq, a predicted model, not a curated record
AUGUCAAAGAGAUACCCAAUAGUCACCGAUGAUUACAUAACUGCCAUUUGCAAGGCUAGAAAGAAGCUCAGGGGUGUCAUCUAUGCGAAAAAGCUUGCUCCUCUUAUGCUGAGGCUUGCAUGGAACUCGGCUGCAACUUUUGAUGUUAUCACAAGAACUGGUGGCCCAUUUGGUACAAUGCGACUUGAAGCGGAGCAGAAUCACGAUGCCAACACUGGUCUUACUCACGUUGUUCAAUGCUUGGGAGACAUAAAAAAGCAAUCUCCUGUGAUCUCAUAUGCUGAUUUGUACCAGUUGGCUGGAGUAGUUGCUGUUGAAAUCACUGGUGGUCCAGAGAUUCCUUUCCACCCGGGAAGAGAGGACAAGCCUGAGCCGCCACCAGAAGGCCAUCUCCCUGCCUGCACCAAGGGUUAUUGA